CCUGAUCUCACGUCUACUCGCUUGUAUAACAGCUGGAAAACACUUAUUCCUACCCUGGUCGAGGCCCAGCUAGACUACACUGCGCGGACGCUAGGAGCGCCUCUCGAACGAACACCGAAGGUUCUGUCUUUGUGCAGCUCCCACACAUGCGCACAAAAAUGCACAUCUCUUACAUGUAUCUUUUUU
This is a messenger RNA of Suillus discolor, 186 nucleotides long. RefSeq lists its product as uncharacterized. The record is from RefSeq and is a predicted model, not a curated record. NCBI's taxonomy places the organism in Eukaryota, Fungi, Basidiomycota, Agaricomycetes, Boletales, Suillaceae. The annotation marks the transcript as partial. The transcript has a single exon.